Messenger RNA from Ceratitis capitata (Mediterranean fruit fly), 2974 nucleotides. Its product is annotated as esterase B1. The transcript is spliced from 5 exons. NCBI's taxonomy places the organism in Eukaryota, Metazoa, Arthropoda, Insecta, Diptera, Tephritidae. The coding region runs from base 612 to 2573 and encodes 653 amino acids. The record is from RefSeq and is a predicted model, not a curated record.
CGCAUUGUGGCAUUCUCAGUUGACGAACAACCCUUGUGCAAAACGGAUAGACAACGACAUGCUUGUCGUGACAGGAGCACUGUAAACGUGUGUAUAAAAGUAAAAGUGUAUUGAUUUGAAUAAAAUUUAAAGAAGAAAUUACUUUGGAAUAGAAAAGAAGAAAACUUGACAGGACGAUAUCGGUGCAUACAUAAAAGAAAAAAUCGAAAAUAAGAAACAUCAACAAGUGCGGUGAAUUUGCGCGCUUAGUCAGUGUUACUGUAACAAUACAUACAUACAUAUCUGAAAAUCCUGCGGUUAAUUUGGAAAAUUGAAUUUAAAUACAUAUUAACACAAUAUUUCAUUUAAUUAUGUGCAUAUAAUAUAAACUUUAGUUGAUGCGGUGUAAUAAAUGGCUUUUUAGCUAAAAUUCACAAAGAAUUCAAAACUGACUAUUUUGUGCAUUAUUUUUGCUGACUUUAAAAGAAAUUGCCUAUUGAGCACUUUUCAAACUGUCUCUUACUAAAAAUAUUUAUUUGUUUUUAUAAUUUUAAACAUUCCCGAGUCAGCGAAUUUAACACAACAGUAAUUACAAAACAAAUUUUUUUUUCUUAACAAUAAACCGCUGAAAUAUGUCUUUCGAUAUACCGUUUGGGGAUCAAAUGCGCAUAGCUUUGAGCUAUGUGAAAUUCAAGACAAAUCAGAAGCGCAUGCGCACUAAUGAAAAAAUCAUCACUGACACAAUUUAUGGCAAAGUGAAAGGUGUAAAAUGGCAUUCCAUAUAUGGUGGCUCCUAUUACAGUUUCGAGGGUAUACCAUUUGCUAAGCCACCAAUUGGACGGCUGCGAUUCAGAGCACCAGAAGAGCCGGAGCCCUGGACGGAAGUGCGUCGCUGUACACGUGAACACCCCAAACCAUGUCAACAUAAUAUAAUCUUGAAGCAAGUACAGGGUCGGGAAGAUUGUCUUUAUUUGAAUGUUUUCACAAAAACGCUUCAUCCCUCCAAACCGAUGCCGGUAUUGGUUUGGAUUUAUGGUGGUGGUUUCCAAAUGGGCGAGGCUUCACGUGACUUAUACAGUCCCGAUUAUUUUAUGAUGGAAAAUGUUGUGAUUAUAACUAUUAACUACCGUUUGGGACCUUUGGGAUUCCUCACGCUCGAAGAUCCUGAGUUAGAUGUACCUGGUAACGCUGGUUUAAAAGACCAAGUGUUGGGGUUACGUUGGGUUAAGCGAAAUUGCCACUUCUUCGGUGGUGAUCCCGACAAUAUAACAGUGUUCGGUGAAAGUGCAGGCGCUGCCUCUACACACUACAUGAUGUUGACCGAACAAACACGCCACCUCUUUCACAAAUGCGUUCUAUUAUCCGGCACCGCGUUGGCACCUUGGGCCAACAUACCACAACACAAUUGGGCUUACCGAUUGGCUAAGGCUACUGGUUAUCGUGGAGAAAAUGUAGAUAAACUUGUCCUGGAACACUUGCAACAUUGCAAAGCGAGCAAUAUGAUGAAGGUAUGCCAAGAUCUGCUCACCACCGAGGAGCGCCAUCAAAGAAUGAUGUUCAGUUUCGGACCAACAGUCGAACCGUAUGUGAGCAAACAUUGUGUUAUACCAAUGGCUCCACUGGAAAUGAUGCGAAACGCCUGGGGCAAUGAGAUACCAUUGCUUAUUGGCGGUAAUAGUUCGGAAGGUUUGCUAAUAUUUACUGAAGCGCGUAAAUAUCCUGAGUUAAUGAAUAAAUUGCACGAGGAUGCCACUUAUUUGGUGCCAGAUGAUGCGAAAGUGCAUGCUGAUAAGCGUAAGGAGUUUGGUGAAAUGCUUAAGAGGCAGUAUUUCGGUGACAGUGUACCGAGUUGGCAGACUGUGUUGCAAUAUGCCGAUCUAUUCAGUUACAAAUAUUUUUGGCAUGGCAUUCAACGAACACUACACUCACGCCUGCACAACGCCAGCGCACCCACUUACCUCUAUCGCUUCGAUUUUGAUUCGAAGCACUUCAAUUUUAUGCGCAUCAUUACCUGUGGCCGCAACAUACGCGGCACCUGUCAUGGCGACGAUCUUUCCUACUUAUUCUACAAUGGCGGCGCCAAGAAACUAAAACAGCGAAGUGCCGAAUUUCGCACCAUACGCCGGUUGACCACAAUGUUAGUACGUUUUGCCGAAUGCGGUAAUCCCAAUAUACCAAUGAGUGAAGGACAUGACCACAGCUACCAUUACCAUCAUCACCAUCGGCAACCUGAGCGACCUGAACAAACAGCGCAGCCCAUACAUAGCAAUAAACAAAAUGGCAAUAAUAGUAGCAGCAGCAGCAAUGGUGUGCAAACUGCACAGCAUACAAAGGAUGAGUCAGAUCCUGAGCAUAACCAGCAACUUAGUAGAGAGAGCAGUUUUGCUGAUAGCGUUGUCGAUGGCGUCGAGUUAGCAUUCGAGGUGAAUGCAUCUCCGGCACAGCAGCAGCCGGUAUGGCAGCCCGUUUCAGGCGACUCGGGCACAUACAAAUGUUUGAAUAUCUCCGAUGAAUUGGAGGUGAUAGAUCUGCCCGAAGCAGAAAAAUUGCGCUUGUGGGAUGAACUGUAUAUAGAUAAAACGCUGCUCUAUUGAGUUCGUGCACGAGCACAUGCGUUAGUAAUUGCUCUUUCCAACUUGUUGUGCGGCAUACACAACCGCCCGCGCUUUACAGUUGACUCGACGCACUCAUUGUGUUCGAUGAAUGGUAGGUUGUGAAGAGUUAGUCAGCGAAUGUUGUAGCGCAGUGUGCGGCGUAAUUAAAAGUUGAUAUUUGGUGUUAGACCUUUAAAUGUGAUUCAAAGUGCAUCUUUAGCAUGUGAUAUUGAAGCAUACUAAAAUUGUACAAUCAUUCUUCUUGCACAAAAUAGCAGGCUAUUCUAGUUUUAUAUUUGUAUGUAGUUAUGUAGAAUUUAGAAAGUGAUUAGUUGUAGAAAUGCUGGGGAAACACAUUAUGGAAAAUUAAUUUAAUAAAUAUAUUCAUAUUUUAUACACAA